GACAUGGAAUCUGACAAUGAAGAAGGGGGUCCAGAACUAUCAAAGAAAGAGACAAAACUGAUUCAGCAAGUUAUAUCAGAGCUCUCAGAUGAGCCUGGUACAAUUACCAACGGUGAACAGCUAUUUUCUAUAUUUACUAGAUAUCAGGUUCAACCCGAAAAGCAGCUCAAGAUGAUGUAUGCUGUUGCAUUUGAGUUGAGUGAAUUAUCUGAGAAAUGUGAAGGAGAGAUGUCACAACAUUAUCUGCGCCUGUCUACACUUGCUACUGUUGCUGUUCAAGAAAAAUUUGGUCAAGUCAAGCAACAGGAUUCGUCCUCGAGGAGGGGAAGACAAGCAAAAGAUAAUGCUAAGAUCAAUAUGACAUCCUAUUUUGACCUGGAGACGACAUUGUUGAAUGAAUCUAGUGAUGAGGAUACUUCGAAGAAAAAGAAGAAACGAAAAAAGGAGGAUAAAGUCGAAUGGUCGGAUUCUGAACUUAAGGAAACUGAGCCUGCGCCAAGAUCACCUAAGCACGUGGAGGCAGUAAAGGAUUCCGAUGAGGAGGAGGAGGAGACAAAGCCUGCACUAAAGUCUAAGCUGAGUACGUUCCAAGGGUCACGAAUCAGUCAACGAAAGAGGAUGAUCGAUGUGGUUUGUAUCGAUUCUAGCUCCGACGAAGAACCGAAAAGUGCCUCAAAAGAAAAACCAGCAGCAAGCCCUAAAGUAAAGAGCAAGUCGACUGCACCUUUAAAGCCGAAACUAAAAGAAGCAACAAAAGCUGUGACAAAGAAGAUUAAGAAGCCUGCUUUACAAACUAGACCAAAAGCACCGCCAUCAGUAGCAGUAAAUGGGAUCAAGAGACUACUGAGCGCUAGCGACAAGAGUGUAGCUGAAAAACCGACCAUCCCUCCUAAAGUUGACAAGAUUGUCGCAGAUUCAAAUGCUGAAGAACCUGCUCCCGUUACAGAGAAAGAAAAAACGGCAGUAAAACCGGUUGGUGUUGUAAAAGCAACGCCACGUAAAGUACCAGCUGAUACGCAGCGGUCGAUUAACAAUGUUAUUAAACUUGACGAGGCGCUGAUACUUAACUUUAAGAAAGGGCACUACCCCACCUUCCAAACCUCUUACACUCACUUGGUGGUGUCACAGAAACCCAACAAUGAGCUCUACACUGACACUGCUCCACAAGUCUCCACCAUACUCGCUAUGGACGGCCAGGUGGUUUCUUCUGACGAUCUGAAGAAGUAUUCGUUAAAACAGUUCGUCCACAACGACUCUGGUCAGUUUCUUGUUGGAGAAUUUGAAGAUAACUUAUACCUUCUCGUUGCAGGUGUGAUCAACAAAAACAAAGAAAAGACUUGAAUUGGAGUGUUAACAUGUAAUGGUUACCCAAGUACAUACCAAGACGAAGUUUUGAACCAAUGUCGCAGCAUUAUAGAAGUUUUGACUGUUGAACUUGAAGAAUUACUUUACAGAAUUGUUAAGGGUCGUGGAUAAGAAUAGCGUUUUUGAUAACCAAGUUUUAGUUUUAACUUAUUGUUAAGGUUUUAUUUCAGAUUAACACAGCGUACUUAUUUUUAUGUUGAUUUUUAAGAUAUAUGGUUUGAGUUAUAAGAUUUAAACAAUCAUUUUGAUAUAUCUAUUUUUAUUAAAUAAUUAUCUUUUAACUACAUGAUUUACUGCAGAUUUACUGCAGAUUUACUGCAGCUGUAUCAUAUACUUUUAAUAAUUGUUUUGCUGUCGUACACUGUAUGUAGCCAUAUCUAGAGUUUUUAUCCUCAG
Bolinopsis microptera is the source of this 1761-nucleotide messenger RNA. RefSeq names its product transcriptional regulatory protein AlgP-like. The transcript is spliced from 11 exons. The coding region runs from base 4 to 1341 and encodes 445 amino acids. The record is from RefSeq and is a predicted model, not a curated record. NCBI's taxonomy places the organism in Eukaryota, Metazoa, Ctenophora, Tentaculata, Lobata, Bolinopsidae.